CGACUUUUUCAUGUUGCGCAGAUAAUGGAAUAAAAUAAUUUCCUAACCUUGUACAGAUCAAUAACUUGGUGAUUUCAGCUGAUCACGCGACAUGGCCGAGUCUAAGAAUUUAAAAAAGAAAUCUAGUAAAAAGAUAACCAAAAAGAAAUCGAAAGAAAGUAAAGAAGAAUUAGAUAAUGGAUCAAGUGCUUCUAGUGUUAGUGUCCAAGAGGACAAUGACGAUGCGGAAGACCAAAUAGGAAAAGGAGUGGGGACAGCUGCCAUCACUGUCAGCAGAGAAGAGUACCUUCAGGCGCAUCGGGAUCUAACAUUCGACAAGCAGCAGUUGCAACUCAAAAAUAAUAUUCUACAUCGACGACUAGCGGAAUAUUACAAAAAACGCAAAAUGGACCAUGUGUUAAAACAACUGGAGGGAGCUGUUGAUUUAGAAGAGAAAUAUCAACAAAAGUUAUUUUCUUACGAAGAACUUAAAGAAAAGGAAGAAAGGGAAAUGGCUGAUAUAAAAUCAAAACUACACGUAGUGGAUAUGCAUUAUCGCAGCCGACUGGAACAUGCCGAGGAAAAAUUUGAGGAACUACAGCAUUUAGAGAAGACAACUGGCACGGGCCUUAUCUACUCAAAGAAAGGAAAGCCCAUUGCUGAUAAGACAGUUCACCGUUACCUCAUCCUGCAAAGACGUAAAUCCGAACAAGCUUCAGGACUAUGUCUUCGUUACAUACGCAUCAGAAACGCCGUCUCAGAAUUAGAAGCUAUUGUUCGGAAGUUAGAACAAAUAGCCCCUGGACUAUUUGUGGCGCAAUACGAGCAGCUCUUCAUAGAUUACCAGAAUUUUGCGACCAAAAUUGAAGAGCGUGAAGAUGAAUUAAUAAGAAAUCGUGGAAGAUGCACUGAACACAGUCAAAUGUUGGCACAUAUAAGGGAAAAAAUGCAUCACACUGAUGAGGUCAUAGAUACCACUGAGUGUGAUCUAGGUGAGGCUGAAAUGGAAUAUCAAAGAGCUAGAGAAGAUUUGGGACAAGUCAAGACUCGUCGUGAUAGACUGCGAUGGUCGCUCGAAGCAGAGCGUGUCAAGGCUGGCCUCUUGACGAGAAAGGAUCUACUGAGAGAUUUCGAAAAUGCUACCGAUGAGGUUGAAAUACUGAGAAAUAAGAAAGUGGAACUACAAAACCAAAUAACGAAAAUCACAAAAGAACUUCGAGAUGCCAGAAAACGUAUGCAGCAACCACGCACACCCACCGAGAAUGAACAAGUACUGCCAACUCUAAAUUUUGAUUAA
Messenger RNA from Amyelois transitella, 1276 nucleotides. RefSeq lists its product as uncharacterized. Lineage: Eukaryota; Metazoa; Arthropoda; Insecta; Lepidoptera; Pyralidae. The transcript is spliced from 9 exons. The record is from RefSeq and is a predicted model, not a curated record. The coding region runs from base 92 to 1276 and encodes 394 amino acids. Gene Ontology annotation, biological process: cilium assembly. Gene Ontology annotation, cellular component: axoneme; ciliary basal body.